CUUCAGCAACCAGCUUCUGAAAGUUGCAAGCAAUGGGGUGGACAUCUCUCCCAAAAGAUGUUUGGGUGCAAUGCUUGGAUUAUCUCUCCGAUGAUUCAAUUUUGGAGCUGGCGGUAGCGUCUCCAAACUUCAAAUGCACUUUGAUUGAAAGCCGAAGGACAGGCGGAGGAGGGCCGUGGCGACACCCACCCGGCACUUGGCAACCAGCAGGCCUUUGGAGAGUGCUGAAUUUCAGCAGCCUUAGUGUGGAAAUGAAGAGCCUUCCUGCAGUGAUUCUGCACUGCGAUAUCGAGUUCAAGGAUCCCACAGAAGUGUCGAAGUUCUUCCACGCAGCCAAAACAGUUGCGAGUGACACAGUCGAUGGUCGUGUGAUGUUUAGCAAGUUCUCCUUUGAUCCCCGCGAAUCGGCCGAUCUCUUCUCCGGCUUCGAUGAUGGAGCAGGCAACUGGUGUGGUGCCACGCCCAAUGUACCGAUAGUUUUCAAAGGGGUUGAGAUGGAGUGCUGCCUUGAAGCCCAAUGCUUUGAUUUCGAGCUUGGUCAGGAUCUUCCCAGCUUACACUUGGGCUGUGCUUGCUGGGAUGAUCAUCCGGUUCUGGAGGGCUUGGGCCUGUGUUGUCGCCCCUUGAUUUCGCCAGAGGUUAGAUUGAAGGUGUCCUGGGACACAAUUUAUGAGGAGCACCUGUUGGAUGCCACAUCUCCUCUCAGCACUUUGGUUCGCGCGGGGGAAGCGCUGCCAAUAUUCUUCGGGGUUGGUAGGAUGAGACCAUAGCCUGGCAAAGAAACCAGGGGAAAAAGGCAGAUAUGGAUAUGGAAUGAAA
Messenger RNA from Cladocopium goreaui, 819 nucleotides. The record is from the annotation of a GenBank genome assembly. Lineage: Eukaryota; Dinophyceae; Suessiales; Symbiodiniaceae.